GUUCUAUCCUUUCUUUCGCAUCGUUUUUCAUUUUUUACGAAAAAAUAAAUGAGAUGACGUGGCAACUUCGGGCUCUCUGAUUGGUUGAUUUUUCUAUCCUAUGUGGACACCCUCUCCAUGGCUUAUAUUUGUCUUUUAGUAUAGUAUAGAUAUAAUUUCGCUCAUUUUUAAAUUUCUCUUCUAUUUAAAUUUCUCUAUACUAUAACAUUAUUUUAUAACAGAGAAAAAAUUAAAAAAGGAAUACAAUACUGUUAAACCGGAUCCAACGACAUCAAAUAAAUAUUUGCACAAAACGAACAUUAAUUUCAUUUUAGAUAAGCUUUCCAUGAGCGUCGGACCGGCCUGCUUCACAGUAUUAUUGGUAUAGCUGGGUCCGGUUUUAUCCCCACCCUAAUCAAUGGAAUCGCGGAUACAUUAAUCGAAAAACAUAUAUUUUCUUGCACAAAUCUUUUAAAGGGUUCCACCAAAAAUCCCAUCGUUCUGACUUUGGAAUACACAAACAAAACCACGAAACCUAAAAUUAAGCAUUCGCCACAACGUGUCAGGACAGGUUCAAUACGAUAGUGAUGCCUAUAAACGUGGAGCAUAGUAACUACAACAACUCACUGAGCUUUGCACUUUGUAAUGACGAUUCGAAAUUCAAUGAUAACUUAUUUGGGGAUGAUUGGUUGGGGCUGUAGAUGCUCUGGACAGCCAAAAUUUAGUCUACAGCUAUAUAUCUCAACCAAUCGAGCUUUGCUUUCCUUAAAAAACUCACAGCAAAAAAAUCUCUGCAAAAUCAAAAUAUGGCUGUAGAGAGCUCUAUUUCCAGAGCAAAAAAUUAGUGCUUUAGAAAUCUACAGCAAAGAAAGUUACAGCAAAUAAAUCUACAGAUUAAAUUCUACAGCAAAAAAUAUAAAGCUACAGCACUUACCAAUCAUCCCCCAGACAAGACAAAAACACAAAGUAACAUCAUCCAAUGAAUAUAUGCCACUUAAAUCUCCCAUUUCUAUUUCUGGCAAAUCGUCUUUGUCCACAUCAAAGUAAACUAAUCAAUAGACUUAUCCAAGACACAAAAUAAAGCAAAACAUUUUCUCUGUAAGAAACACAAAACCCCAAAAUAGUAGACAGCAUAAAAGCACCCUCAAGCUUCAGCUAUGAUUUAUCACAAUUGUUCUCUUCUUUCCUUUGCUUCUUCAACUUUGAUACCUAAAGUUUCCAUAUCAAGAAACUUGUGACAGAAACCCAUCUUCUUGGCUACCCAAAUCUCUAUUUACAAAACAGAAUCUCAAUUUCUUCACUCUCUCAUUACCCUCUCCUUAGUUUUCUUGUGCUUAAAACAUGGAUUAUAACCUUCCCACUCCGUUAGAGGUUCUUAGAGAAACAGGACCAACGCCUUUCAUUACAAAAGCCUACAACAUAGUGGAGGAUUCAAGCACAAACAACAUAGUUUCAUGGAGCAGAGACAACAACAGCUUUAUUGUCUGGGAACCAGAGACGUUUGCUCUAAUAUGCCUCCCCAUAUACUUCAAGCACAACAAUUUCUCCAGCUUUGUUAGACAACUCAAUACCUAUGGGUUUAAGAAGAUUGAUACAGAGAGAUGGGAGUUUGCAAAUGAGUAUUUUCUGAGGGGACAGAAACAACUCCUUAAGAACAUCAAGAGAAGAAAAACAUCAUCUCAAACGGAAAUGCUAGAAAAGUUUGGACUGGAACGAGAGAUCCAGGGGAUGAGAAGAGACAAAGCCGCUCUAGUAAUAGAAUUGGCGAGAUUGAGACAAAAGCAAGAAAGCGUCAAGACAUAUCUUCGCUUUAUGGAAGAGAAACUGAUAAUCACAGAGAGAAAGCAACAAAUGAUGAUGGACUUCUUGCUGAAAAAAGUUAAGAAUCCAAGUUUUUUAGAGAACAUAAAGAAGCGUAAGCAGCAAGAAAUCGAAAAUCUAGAGCAAAGUGAAGAGAUGACCUCAAGCCAUGGGGUUGAGGAUUAUGAAACGUUUGUUAAAGCUGAGCCGGAAGAGUAUGGUGAUCAAUUUGGAGGUGUGUUUGGUAAUGUGGAUGAGCUUCACAUAGCUUCAAUGGAGGAUCAAAGACAAGAUGAUAGGGUUCAAAGGGAGAUGAAUAGUUAGGGAAUUUGGAAAGCUUACGUGUUGAGUGAUGAGAUGUGUAUUUUAGGAGAACACUUGCUAUAGUUAAGUUAAAUUAUAGUCUAUGAAUAUUUUUUUUUAGUCUAUGAAAGUUUUUACAUAUAUAUAUUUUUUUC
This is a messenger RNA of Brassica napus (rape), 2237 nucleotides long. RefSeq names its product heat stress transcription factor A-6a. Gene Ontology annotation, molecular function: DNA-binding transcription factor activity; RNA polymerase II cis-regulatory region sequence-specific DNA binding. The record is from RefSeq and is a predicted model, not a curated record. Gene Ontology annotation, cellular component: nucleus. Bases 1321 to 2103 code for a protein of 260 amino acids. Gene Ontology annotation, biological process: regulation of transcription by RNA polymerase II. Lineage: Eukaryota; Viridiplantae; Streptophyta; Magnoliopsida; Brassicales; Brassicaceae. The transcript has 2 exons.